AUGUUUAAAUAUACUUUGCAGUCACUUAAUCGACCGACCGCUGCUACCGUGAUUCCCAAAAGAGGCAGAUCAACUUCCUGUUCUACUGGCCUACUGGUCACUCGCUGGACGCAAUCAAUUUCAUCUGGUCAAGCUGCCGAACGCCCAUCUACCGAAAUAUCAUCGCUGCUCGAGCAGAGGAUAAACGGGAUUCAAGGCUCACCUAACCUUGCUGAGUCUGGCCAUGUCCUGUCUGUCUGUGAUGGUAUUGUUCGCGCGCGUGGGUUGACGAACGUUCAAGCUGAAGAACUUGUUGAAUUUGAAUCUGGAGUCAAGGGGAUGUGUAUGAACUUGGAGUCCAGUCAUGUCGGUAUUGUUCUUUUUGGUUCUGAUCGUCUGGUUAAACAGAGUGACCCUGUCUGGCGAACCGGCGAAAUUGUGGAUGUUCCGGUUGGUCCUAAUAUGCUAGGACGGGUGGUUGACGCACUGGGAAACCCUAUUGAUGGAAAGGGACCCAUUGACACCACCGAAAGGAGUCGUGCCCACAUCAAAGCUCCUGGUAUUCUGCCUCGCCGUUCCGUCAAUCAGCCUGUCCAAACUGGUCUAAAGGCCAUCGAUGCCUUGGUGCCUAUUGGCAGAGGCCAACGUGAACUGAUUAUCGGUGACCGACAGACGGGAAAGACCGCUAUCGCCCUGGACACGAUUUUGAAUCAAAAACUAUGGAAUAACCAAAGUGAUGAAUCCAAAAAGUUAUACUGCAUUUACGUGGCUGUCGGACAGAAGCGGUCCACGGUAGCUCAGUUAGUCAAGACCCUGGAAGAAAACGAUGCUAUGAAAUAUUCCGUCAUUGUGGCUGCAACGGCGUCUGAAGCUGCUCCUCUGCAAUAUCUUGCCCCUUUCGCCGGCUGUGCUAUGGGGGAGUGGUUCCGAGAUAAUGGUCGGCACGCCAUUAUUAUCUAUGACGAUCUGUCAAAGCAUGCAGUUGCCUAUCGUCAGAUGUCGCUGUUGCUUCGUCGCCCCCCUGGACGUGAAGCUUACCCCGGAGAUGUUUUUUACCUCCAUUCUCGCCUCUUGGAACGUGCAGCAAAGUUGAAUGAUAAAAAAGGAGGUGGCUCACUCACUGCUCUUCCUAUUAUCGAGACACAAGCCGGCGAUGUAUCGGCGUACAUUCCUACGAACGUCAUCUCCAUUACGGAUGGGCAGAUAUAUCUAGAAGCUGAACUCUUUAAUAGAGGCGUCCGUCCUGCAAUUAACGUUGGACUAUCCGUUUCUCGGGUUGGCUCUGCGGCCCAGGUUAGAGCUAUGAAACAAGUAGCUAGCUCACUCAAGCUAUAUUUAGCACAGUACCGCGAGAUUGCUGCGUUUUCUCAGUUCGGAUCAGACCUUGAUGCUGCCACCAAGCAAACUCUCAGACGUGGUGAGCAUUUGGCAGAACUGCUGAAACAAAAGCAGUACGCUCCGAUGGCUGUCAAUGAGAUGGUUCCCUUGCUGUAUGCUGGGAUCAAUGGUCUUAUUGACGGAAUAUCCAUCAGCCAAAUCCAACGCUGGGAAACUAACAUUCUCGCCCAUUUUAAAGAGUCUGAGCCUGAGGUUCUCGCCAAAAUCGAAAAGGAUGGCGAGCUGAGCCGUAACCUAGAAGCUCAAAUUAAGGACAUAAUUAUUGCGUUCAAUAGAGCCUUUCCUUGA
Aspergillus tubingensis is the source of this 1665-nucleotide messenger RNA. RefSeq names its product F0F1 ATP synthase subunit alpha. Bases 1 to 1665 code for a protein of 554 amino acids. The record is from RefSeq and is a predicted model, not a curated record. Gene Ontology annotation, biological process: proton motive force-driven ATP synthesis; proton transmembrane transport. The transcript has a single exon. Lineage: Eukaryota; Fungi; Ascomycota; Eurotiomycetes; Eurotiales; Aspergillaceae. Gene Ontology annotation, molecular function: ATP binding; ADP binding; proton-transporting ATP synthase activity, rotational mechanism.